GUUCCUGCACUGUUUUCCCCAGCAGUAGUUUUUGAUCAUUCUAAGUUGUUUGCUGAUUUUGGAGGACAGCAUGAAGCUGCUCACCACCUUUCUCCUUGUGGGCCUUCUAGCUCUUUGGAUGGGAUUCCCCACCACAACCGGGAGUGACCUCCCAACAGACAAGCAGAGUCCAGAGAAACCGGGGGAGUGUCCAAUCGAUACUUGCAGAUGCAUUCCUCCUACAAUUUAUAUUUGCCGGACAGAUAAGGAAUGUAAAGGAAGGAUGAAGUGUUGUGAGAAUUGUUGUGUAAAGAAAUGUGUAGAUCCAAGGGUUCCCGGUUAAUGGGAGUGGUUUGAUGGUUCAAUGUAUUCAACAAUAUUUCAGCAUCUUUCUGAUCGCUUCAUAAGCCUGAAAAAUGUCUCUUGAACAAGAGAUGAGAAGAGCAAGAUAUCUGCCAUACUGCUUUACUCCUUGUUGUUUCAGGGAACUUUUCUUUCUGCCUGUUUUGCUGAAUGUCUCACUUUCUGUCUUACAGCUUGCUGUUAUAUACAUAUUUUCAAUGGAUAAUCAGUGGAUAAUGAAAAAUGAAUAAAACUAUAUGUGUUUUUCAUUACAAUGCCCAUGAUUACAUCUCUAU
This is a messenger RNA of Thamnophis sirtalis, 617 nucleotides long. The record is from RefSeq and is a predicted model, not a curated record. NCBI's taxonomy places the organism in Eukaryota, Metazoa, Chordata, Lepidosauria, Squamata, Natricidae.